Rhincodon typus (whale shark) is the source of this 4691-nucleotide messenger RNA. Its product is annotated as peroxisome proliferator-activated receptor gamma coactivator-related protein 1-like. Gene Ontology annotation, molecular function: transcription factor binding; RNA binding. The transcript has 14 exons. Gene Ontology annotation, cellular component: nucleus. Bases 28 to 4467 code for a protein of 1479 amino acids. Gene Ontology annotation, biological process: positive regulation of transcription by RNA polymerase II. The record is from RefSeq and is a predicted model, not a curated record. Lineage: Eukaryota; Metazoa; Chordata; Chondrichthyes; Orectolobiformes; Rhincodontidae.
CUCAGGCGGUCCAGUCGGCGGCUGCAGAUGGCGGCGCCAUGGGCGGCGGGAGACGGGAACCGGCUCUGGAGGCUCCGGGAUUUCGAGUCUAUUACCGGCGGGGACAGCAAGCUGGAGCCCGAGCUGCAGGGUCAGAAUCUCGAGGAUUACCAUUUACCUUCCAGCCUUCUCACCGUUGCAGAUUCAGAUGUGGAAGGGAUUUCAGGAAGUUUUCCUGGUUGUAUCGAUCAGUCAAUAAUUUCGAUAAUUGAGGCUACAGCGCAAACAGAGAAUAAAUUGUUGCUCGAUGAGGAGAGCGAGGCAUCACUACUAACAGCCUUGACUGAGAUACUGGAUACUGUUGAUGAUGAAAAUCCCUCUCCAUUUGAUUGCAUUCCUGACUCUGAGAUAUUUGCCCCACCAAAGGAUGAGCAAGAAUGCCUUCUGGUUGGGCACCAGUCUUGUGCCAUGCUUCCAGAUGUGGGGAAGGAACCUUUCGGACACUUGGUCCUGUCUGCUCCCAGGGGUCUGAAUGCCCAGUGGAGAUCGGAGAAGCUCUUGAACAGAGGUUUUGGAGAGGAAACUUCACAGCAGCUUAGUGAUGGCAAGGAAGAGGAAGAAGAUGAUCUGAUUAGUAACGGUCAGGGUGCAUCAGAGUCGGGACCCGGUGAAUCACUGGACUUGCGGUUGGCUGAGCAGCUUGAUGCAGCGGGGUUGGAGAACAACGUAACACUGGUACUUGAACGCAGUUCGUCACGUGCAUAUGAUGUCCAGCAUGUGUCGAUGUCUGACCCAGUCAAGGAUGUUCGUCUUCAUCGUUUGCCCAAUGGAGUGAUAUGUCUGGGGACAGACGCCGAUCUAGCGGACAGCAUGAUUGAACUGGAGGUUCAUGUGAUCCAGGAUAGUGAGUUGCAGGAUCUGGAGUUACCAAUGGUGCUUUGUGAGAGCAGUGAGCAUCUGAUACAAAUGAUAGGUGGGAAUGACGAGGACCCUGUGCUGGCUGAAGACCCUGGUGCAGAGCGCCUGCCACAAACCUCAAAGCAACAGGAAGGCAUGCCAGCCUCCUCAGUGGAGACCUCCCCAGACACAAUGACAAGAGGAAAGUUGAGAAAAACAACAAAAUCUGAUGAGACUCCAGUUUCUGAGCAGCUGGACAAUACUGAAACAUCAUGUCAACACCACCGUCUUGAGACCCAGCUUCAAGCAGCAGAAAAUCAGGGAAGCUCCACCGAAGUCCAGCAGAAACAGGAGCGCUUGCUUGAUCCUUCACAAGAAUCUCAAUUUCUAACCCAACAGACAGGAGUGGAACAAGGUGUGAGGAGAAUCAAAACUAGAGGCAAAGUUACUGCUGGGAAGGAGAGUAACCAAGUUGUUACAUCGAGCAAGGGUGCAAAGGAGCCAGAGAAUCCAUCGCCACCUGAGAGCCAGCCUGCAUUGGGAGGCUGCAGUUCUCCCCAGUCAGUAGAGCCUCAGUCUGGGCAUGGAGAUACACUUGUAAAUGAGGUCAUACACCCUGAACAAACUCUGGAGAAUGGUCCUGCCCCAGCGCCCCAGCACCCUGGGACCACUUCAUCCCCAACAUCACGAUUGCCUGGUUGUGAUAUGCCAUCUCCCGCUGUUCCCGAAACAACCAUCAAUGAAUCCAAACUGCGAUCAAUCAGCCUCCAACAGUAUCGACUGCGACUCCAACAACGGAAACGAGAUGGUGUCCUCUCAGUGCAUGAGAAACAAAAGCUUGGUACAGACACAAACAGCAAGAGCGCCUGGCCUGUUGUCCCCAUUCAGUCCAUUGUCCAGGGGGAGCUCAGCAUUUUGCCACUAGAACCUGCUGGACACGUAGUCAGAAGGCAGGCCACUCCACUCCACCUCCAGGACUCUCCUCAAAGACAAACUGCACCCAUCCAGGUCCCAUCCAAGGAUAGCCAGACCCCACCCACCAAUCAAGGCCCCACACCCACUGCAAAACUGCCAACCUGCUAUCCGACUCCAUCCACUGUGGACCUACCUGCCAGCCACCUGGCUGCAAAACCUGUGACCCAUCUGACUCCACCCAGUCAGCCCUUACCCACCCAUCUGGCCCUGCCCCCCCCCCAUCACCUGACUCAAACCAUUCUGACCUCAUCUGCUCACCACAUGGCCCUACCCUUUCUUGUCCCAUCCAACCACUGUCUGACUCCACCCACUGUACCCACACCAUUCCAACAGUUGGUCCCACCCACUUCGGCCCCACAUGCUCUGCCUCUGGGUCUACCCACUUCUGCUCAUGCUUCAUUAGCUUCACCCGCCCCUGCUCAGGCUCCGGCCGAUCUGGCCGCUCCGGCCCCUCUGGCCGCUCCUGCCCCUGCUCAGGCUCAGGCUCCGGCCCCUCUGGCCGCUUCUGCCCCUGCUCAGGCUCCAUCCAUUCCUGCUCUGGCCUCAGCUACGCUACAGCUGCCAAAUGAGUCUCAGUACAGGACAAGGCAGAAAGUGGUGAAACCUCCAAUUCUCCCAGACAGCUUGAAAUCCCAAACCAAAACCUCAAUCAUGGACCCACAGCCUCAGCAAGUCCAGACCACAUCAGUCCACAAACCCCUCGUCCCACUCACAGGAGCUCUACCCCCAUCAACUCUGAUACCGGGAGAUUCAGAGCACCCAUCGCUGAUGCCUGCCAUUGGGCCUUGCAAUGCUGCUCCAGAGGUGGACAUUCCACAUGAUCAGAAUGACUUGCUGGCUGAAUCUGUCCAGGUAACCACAAUGCAGGCUCUGCCAGUCACAUCUCCAUCACCACCAAUCCCUGAAUGUCCUCCAGUGCAGGAGCUUCAGUCAUCCAGGGGACCCCAGGCACGUGAAGGGAACGAUCAGGGCACACCAAGCUCCUCAGUGGUGGUGAACAAAGCAAAGGACAACCUGAAAGCAGGUAUUGAGGCAGCCGACCUGAUGAGUUUGCUGGAACAGUUUGAAGUCACUGAGGUGUCAGAGGAGUCACCCCCUGGGAACAUCAAAGGGCCAGAGGUUCCUGAGGAGCGGAAACUAUUGGAUCACAUAUUUGGAGCAGAAUUGGCAAGUACAGCAGGUUUGACGCCACCGGCAACUCCACCGCAUCAGAUAUGGAAAUCACUACCCUCACCAGCGAGCUUUCUGGGCAAGCGGAAGUUACUGGAAACAGCUGAGGGCUUCGGGGGCUCUCCAGUCAGGACUGCGAAGCUGAUUGAUCCAAAGCCUUUGGUACAGAAUAAUCGGGCAAAGUGUUCAAGCCCCCAGUCUGCACUCAAGCCUCCACUUGCUGCUCCCUUUGGCUUUGGGGAUCAUAUAUAUUGUUUGCCUAGAAUCAGCACCCAGUCAUCAUCGCGCAAUAUCUCUCCGCCAGCUGUGGGCCAGCCGGAUGUUGCCUGUCGUUGGAACAUCAAGCGCCAAGCAAACAUCACUAUUAAACCCAUUACCUCCUUGAAUCGUCAGUGUCGAAGCCCAACUUCUCAGCACUGGGUAGGGGACAAGCAGCUAGGAACUGGCCCUGGUAUUGAAAGGAACACAUCACAUUCCCAGAAGACAUUGCAUGGAGUUCAGGUCUCCUCCAACACACUUCCCACUGGAACAGGAAGCGCAAACCCGAAUAAGAGCUUCUCAUUGGCAGUGGACCAGCGGAAUGUUGGAUGUGAAACUGCAGAGAGAAACCAUUGUGUAACUAUAACUCCCUCUCCGAAUGGAGAGACUGAGAGGGACAAACCCUUUGAUUCUUCCCAUUGUUCAAGAAGGACUUGGACCUCCCCGUGCUAUAGGCGUCAGCGGUAUACUAGCUCCUCCAGCUCCACAUCCUGCUCCCGGUCCUGGUCCCGGUCCCGGUCCCGUUCCCAUUCUCCUGCGCAGAAGAGGAGACGAUAUUGCAGGAGACGAUCCCGUCAUUCUCGACAUAGUUCACGAUCAGAUUCCAGAUCGAGCUCACGUUCCAGAUCAUGUUCAAGAUCAAAUUCAAGAUCUGACUCUGGAUCUAGAUCCAGAUCAAGAUCAUCACGAAGACGCAGUGUUCAUAUGAGUUAUUUCACAGAUACUUAUGAUGAUUUUUCUGAGGAACCAAGACAUCGAUACUCGAGGGCUCGCUCACAAAGAAUUAAUCAGCGACGGGAACUCGCAAUAGAGGAACGGCGAGUUGUUUAUGUUGGGAAAAUCCGGAAUGGGAUGUUGCGUGAGGAACUGAGGAGGCGAUUUGAAGUGUUUGGAGAAAUUGAGGAUUGCAACAUUUAUUUCAGGAGUGAAGGAGAUAACUAUGGGUUUGUCACGUACCGUUACACAUGCGAUGCAUUUGCUGCUAUUGAGAAUGGACAGACGUUGCGUAAACCUGAUGAGCUGCCCUUUGACCUCUGUUUUGGUGGCCGGCGGCAGUUUUGUAAAACGAAUUAUGCAGAUCUAGAUUCCAGUCAUGCAGACUUCAGUUCUUAUUCAACCAAAAGCAAGUUUGACUCUUUAGACUUUGACACUUUAUUAAAACAGGCCAAACGGAGUCUUCGGAGGUGACAGCAGUGACUGCGGAGGAGGGGAAGGGAGUGCAAGGGAGAUGCAAGUCUGAAGACAUUGUGUCUCCUGUUUACAUGCUGCUACCGGAUCAGAUUGAGAUUUAUAUAUAAACUCUAGGUGUCUGUGACUGACAGGAUGCAAGAAGUGUCUUGCCAUCUGCGUCAAACAGUUCACACUUGAGAGAUAAAAAGAAAUCCUCUUUUUAAAAAAUCAAAUAAAAUAUA